GGUUGAACCACUUUGUCUGUAUUAGGGUUUUGUUUAUCCUAACUGAUCUUCCGCCUGCCUCGGCAAUUCAGUAGAGUUGGUUGCGUGCUGUUGGCGUGUUCCCUUCGUUUCACUGUGCGAAUAUGAGUGCUCAGCCUGAUCAUAUCAACGCAGUGGUUAUAGGACAUGUAGAUAGUGGGAAAUCCACUACUACCGGUCAUCUAAUUUACAAAUGCGGUGGCAUUGACAAACGUGCUAUCGAAAAGUUUGAGAAAGAGGCUGCUGAGAUGGGUAAAGGUUCUUUUAAGUAUGCUUGGGUACUGGAUAAACUGAAGGCAGAACGCGAGCGUGGUAUCACAAUCGAUAUUGCACUAUGGAAGUUCGAUACCAAUAAGUACAAAGUCACAGUUAUUGAUGCACCUGGCCAUCGUGACUUCAUCAAGAACAUGAUCACAGGAACAAGUCAGGCUGACUGUGCAAUGCUGAUUGUUGCGGCUGGUGUUGGUGAGUUUGAAGCUGGUAUUUCCAAGAAUGGUCAAACAAGAGAACAUGCAUUGUUGGCAUACACGUUGGGUGUCAAGCAGUUGAUUGUCGCAAUUAAUAAAAUGGACUGCACUGAACCACCUUUCUCUGAAGAUCGCUACAAAGAAAUCGUCAAAGAAGUGUCCGGCUACAUUAAGAAAGUCGGGUACAAUCCCGCUGCAGUUCCAUUUGUGCCGAUCUCUGGCUGGCAUGGUGAUAAUAUGGUAGAAAGGAGUACAAACAUGCCUUGGUUUAAGGGUUGGGAAGUUACUAGAGUAAAGGAUGGAAAGAAUGUUACUGACACUGGCUACACAUUAAUAGAAGCAAUAGAUAAGAUGAAUCCACCCACAAGAAUGACUGAAAAACCAUUGAGAAUACCACUACAAGAUGUUUACAAGAUUGGUGGCAUUGGUACCGUUCCUGUUGGUCGCGUGGAAACUGGAAUUAUAAAACCUGGUAUGGUCGUCACCUUUGCUCCGCAAAAUUUGUCGACUGAAGUCAAGUCAGUCGAGAUGCACCAUGAAGCACUCACCGAAGGUCUCCCCGGAAGCAAUGUUGGAUUCAAUGUGAAGAACGUGCCUGUCAGUGAUAUCCAUCGCGGCAAUGUUGCAGGUGAUUCCAAAAAUGAUCCUCCUAAAGCAGCUGAGAGUUUCAUGGCGCAAGUAAUUGUCAUGAAUCAUCCAGGUGAGAUCAAAAAUGGCUAUUCUCCAGUCCUUGAUUGUCAUACUGCACAUGUUGCCUGCAAAUUUAGUGAAAUAACCGAGAAGCUUGAUCGACGUUCAGGGAAGGUGAUUGAAGAAAAUCCAAAGUUCAUUAAAAAUAGUGACGCUGCGAACGUGAAACUUGUACCGUCCAAACCCAUGUGUGUUGAGACAUUCCAGGAGUACCCACCGCUCGGUCGCUUUGCUGUUCGAGAUAUGAAGCAAACAGUAGCUGUCGGUGUCGUUAAAAGUGUCGUCAAGAAAGCUGAUGCGGUUAAAGUUACGAAGUCCGCUGCAAAGGCUUCGAAGAAAAAGUAACUUAUACUUUUUAGUAUACCAAUUAAACUUAUUGGAUAAAAACUGCUUUUCUAAAAUUGCUUGAUCAAAUCUUGUGUUUAGUAUUGUAUGUGUGAUUAAGUAGUUUUGUCGACUGUUUAGGUUAUGUCGAGCGGAUUCUUGUUUAUGCGUCACUUAUGUAGUACUCAGUCGAAUGGGGCCUUGUUAAAUUAGGUCUGGGUGACACGGUCUGAGUUUUGGAUCUCAGUGUGCGUUAUUCCAGGGUUCUGAUGCUUUGCUAAUCAAGAAAGUGUCGUUUGCUCCUGCUAGUGUAACAAGAAUGCGUGUAGGCCGUCUAAAGUCUUAAUCCCAGGUUGUUCAGCUGUCGUAUGCGUGGAUAAACCGUUUCGUUGAAACAGCGAACCUAACUGAAAGAUUUUUUGUACGGUAUUGUCGUGAGGGUACUUUUGAUGUAAAUUGCUGUGUCUCUACUCGUAUAACAUUUCAGUUUGAGAAUGCAUCCUCGGGUUUCCAGCUAUUUAUACCGUUGUGCCGAUAGAUAAUGACACCAGGAAAGUAUGAUGGCUUUUGUUAAUGGGAUUAAACCUCCAGACCACUAAGUUUCAGGUUGGGACACGGUAUUAAUUCCCGUUUCCUGAAGGUAUGUUGUGUUGCACGAGAGGUUCGUUAGUUAAGUAUUCAGCCUUGAGUGAGUUCUGGUACGCAAUAUGGAUCCAUGCAUAGAAGGUCAUCAGGCAUUCUAGGAUUUCAGUUCUUCUGGUGAAAUCAUUCUAGGGUGAGUUGUGACUUGCUCGCUUUAUAGGUAGUUGGACCUAAGCUGUUGGCAAAUCAAUGCUAGUCGUGGUGACGGAGGUCGUUUCCUCAACACCGCGCACUUAUAUCGAAGGCAAUUAUCGUGUACGAUUUAGGUCAGUACACUUUAGAGAUUAUUAUUAAGCACUAACUUCUGGACAGUCCAAGCAAUUCGUUCAAAUCAUUUUGGAGAUCUGUCCUGUCGGUGUCACUACAGAUUACUUGGCGAAUAUUUACAUAGUCUUCAAACAAAAUUGAGAAACGUCCCACUCCGUUAGCGUUGAGUAGUGUUGUAGUGAGGCACUGGCACACCCCUCUCCAUCCAAAAGCACUCAGUUUAUUGAUAUUCUCAUCGGUCUCACAGUACGUGCUUGGUCCAGGCUUUUAUUAUGUUAUUCUCAAGUUAGAAGUUUUGUGCAUAGGUCCUACAGAGGUUCCGUAUCGAAUGUUUAUUAAAACCGGUAAAUAUUACCGGAAUUCAUCCGUGCCUGUACCUAUGGAUUGGGAUAACAAAACGUAAAGGACUUAUUCCCUUGACGUGCUUGAAGUCAAUUUGUCAGAAUUCACUUUUCUAUCAGUGUACCUCAGUAAUGUAUAAAGAUAAUUUGGUGUCGUCAGUGAUUUCCGUUCCGCGUCAAACACAGUUGUUCGCUAUUCUCAAUCAGAAAGCCUAAUGUUUCAAUUUAAAAAGCUUCAAGAGCAUAAACGCUUAGGAGUAGUGAUAAGUCGUGAUUUAAAAACAACUACGCAUUGCAAAGCAGCCGCUGUCAAAGGUUUUCGUGCGUUAUGGUCGCCUCGCCGAGCAUUCAGAUCUUUUGACGAGGAAAACGUUUCGGAUUUUAUAUCCCAUAUAUGUAAGACCACAUUUAGAGUACUGUAUCCAAGCAGCUAGCCCGUGUCUGGUGAAGGAUACUAACUCCCUUGAGUGUGUCCAGCGUGUGGGAACGAAAUUAGUGAAGGUUGUUUCUAGACUCCCUUACGAUGAGCGUUUAAAACGCCUAAAUCAUUCCCCCUUAUCUUAUCGUAGGACACGAAGUGACCUUAUACUGGCAUUCGUAUCUCUAAUUAUGAUUUGGGUGUUAAUAUGUCUUAUCUUUUUGCUCCCCCAGCACUAAUAAUCUCCGAGGUCAUAGUAAGAAGGUUCAUAAACCACGAUCUAAUAAACUUAAAGUGGGGUCCCGUUUUUCUCAUCGAGUAGUCAAUCAUUGAGACGCCUUACCCGAACAAGUGGUAUUAGCCCCAUCAGUGAAUACUUUCAAGGAGAUGCUGGACCUUCACUGGAAAGCGAUGUGUCAAUAUUAAUACAGGUUCACCAACCUACUAUCCUUAUUACUGAAGACUGGGUGGUGAAUCCAAUUAUAGAAAGCGGAUAGGUAUUUGUUCAGUCACUAUUUAAUUUCCCGAAUUCAUUUCAGGGUAUUAAAAAGAUGGUUAGUAGUUCUAAAACUUGAAGUUAUUGACGAAAAUGACUUAUAGUACUCAGUAAUAUAUUGUACAACUGUCCAAAUAAAAAAAACGGUGUUAGCGACAAGUGUUAAGACUGUAGACAACUAUUUGUUUUUAUUCCGAACUAGUCAUCUCAGUGCGUGUCAAUAUUUUAUGUAAGAUGGUAAUCCGGUGACCUAUUUCAAACGUUAUACGAUUGUUUUUUCCGCUGUCCAAACAAUCGAUAAUAUAUAAAAUUGUUUUAGAAAACCAAUUUAUGAAUUAUCAGUUCAGUGCACUAUCAAGUAAGCUGAAUGACAUAAACAGAACACUAGUAUUUUAACUAAACUAAAUGAUGUAAAGUGGGAUUACCCCAAUUAUCUCAUCGGCAUUCACUCAACUUAGAAUUUAAUAUCGAUCGGCCGGUACUAUUAUUAAUAAAACAAGCUAUCACGUCCGACUGAUCGCAUAGUGUUUUUUUCAUUAUUAAACUCAACUCUGCAGGCAAGAAAAUGAUGUAUGUAGUGGUUUUGUUUUGGAAUGUCUGGGUGGUAUAUAUAUCAUUCCCAAUAGUGUAACAUGCUUGGAAAGUGCCAUAGGACUGACCUGAAAAUAGUUUCUGGUGCUUUGUACAGAAAUAUCUUGGAAAAUUCAAACUUCUUUCAAGUGUAAAGAAAAUACGUUUACCCUACGGUGGUGUGACAACUUAUUACUCCCAUAAUGUAUCGUCUCCUUAACAUUUCGAAAUAUCAUUUUGUUUACAUGGAAUGAACAACAUUGAUGAAAAAUGGAAAAGAGUAACGAAAACUGAUUACCGAUUAAAGAAACAGACUAAAAAGAGCUGUGACCAUGGAAGAAUGAAAGAUCGUAUGUGCUACUUUUGCACACAAAAUUCAGGCUUGAAUUGUUAAAGCUUCUGCAGUGCACAAGGUUUUAAUUUCUGCUCCCUAUGAGCCAGCUUGUUUGGACGUGUAUAUUAUUCAAUUGGGAUAACCUGACAAGAAUUGAUGAGAAGUUACUAGGCUGAUGAUCGUGUUACAUUCUCCUUUUAAGGGCUAAUCAAGCUACAGUUCUGAGAUGAGUUUUGGUGAGCACUUACUGUUUUCUAUCAAUUUAAUUUGUCCCACAAGAACAAGUAAAUUUAUAGAUGUACAUGAUUUAAUGAAGAUGCUUAUCCUUAGCACAUCCGUGGCUGAUACUACGGAUAGCGAAGACAAUAUAAAAAUUUACAUAGUAUGAAGUCAUCCUCAAAAAUUUCGGAAUUCAGUUUUCCAGAAUGUUUAUAUGGAAGGAAUUUUCUCGUGCUGCCAGUAUCAGUUGAUAAUGUUGAUACUAUUUAUCACAAAACUAAGUACUAUUAUUCGUCUUUUCUUUAAUGAUCUGUGUUCGGAAUGUAAGGUUUGGACCUGAUAUCAUUUUAAAGCGCAACAUGUAUAAAUAAAACAAAGUUAAACUACAAAUAGACUGUAACAAUGUUUCUUCUCAUUACGGGUUUCGGUCACUUCAACUUAAUGUCAUUAGUGUUUUCUACCCGAAAGCAAUUUAGACCCAACCAAUUCUUCCUUUUUGUCAUUCAUUCAAAUACCACUAUAUGAUCAGUCAGUGAGCUAAAAUGUAGGACCAGGCACACAUAUACAUCUGUCAAAGUUGUCACACAUUAACACAACAAGAUGAACACCAAAUUCAUUGAAGUAUUUACUUCAAUGAUAGUAAUAUAUAAAAGAAAAGUUGUGUUUAAGGAUAUAAUACAGGAAGAAGGAAUUAGAAAGGUAUGAAGUAAUUGUAAUCUCACGGUUUAAUAAAACACAAAGAGUGCGUACACCGAUGCCAUUGUGGUCGAUUCUGAGCCUUGUCAACCAGAAUCUCCAAACAUUGGUUACGAUAGUCGCGCAGACCCCGACCAAGUAGUUUGCAUCUGCCAACAUGGCUCAGACUAGAAGUUAGUAACUUCAAGGACUGAUGCAGCGUCUUGUUUUGGCCACACCUAACUUUCUUCCAACUAUCCCCAACACUAAUCAGCAUUCCACGUCGUGGUAAUCGGUGUCCAGGAAUACGUAACACUUGGCCCAACCAUCUCAGUCGAUGGAGAUUUACAACCUUACCGACUGACUUACCAUCAUUCCCCAAUACCUCGCGUCUAACCUCACUAUUACUUACCCGGUGAUCCCAACAGACGCCAGCAAUAUUUAUAAGGCAUCUGUUGUCAAAUACUAGUAGCUUACAAGUGUCUUCUACUCUUAAUCUCCAUGUUUCGCUGCCGUAAAUUAAAACAGAACGGACUGCCACGCAGUAUACUCGUCCUCUUAUUGAUAGACAGAUAUCUCGCCUUCGCCAUAGGUGACGUAAGUUGGCAAAAGACAAACGAGCUUUUCGAAUCCGUGCAGAGAUUUCGUCAGACACCAAUCCAUUAGGGCUGAUCAGACUUCCAACAUAAGUGAAGUUGUCAACGCGUUCGACUACUUCACUCCCUAUCCUUAAUUCAAGUGUUCACGCAGACCAGUCCUGAAGCAACAGCUUGCAUUUAGAGGUGGAGAAACGCAUCUCAAACAUUCUGGCAUUGUUGCUUAGUGCUACCAAAAGACUGCAAUUUAUCAGUGUUUCCACCAAACUGGACUAUGUCAUGUGUAUAUUAUAAGUCAAUAAGUGGAUCUCCUGUUAGAUCAAGUCCCGAAAAUUCAGACGAAGAUAACGUUAUUCCCAGUAAUAGAUUUAUGAUGAAACUAAGCAAUAAUGGAGAUGAUGGACAGCCUUGCCAGACAUCACUUGGGGUUCUAAAUUCAGAUGGCAGUUCACCGUAAUCUCUGACCCGACUGGUAGUGUUCGAGUAAAUAGCCUGCACAAGGUUUAUGUACUUCUGAGGUGUACCUUUCAAUGACAGUCACGGACACAGAACCUCUCAGUCUACAGUGUCAAAUGCUGCCUUUAAGUCAAGAAAAACCACCAUUUUCGAACGCUGAUAAGUAUGUCUGUGUUCUAGAACCUGGCGAAUGGUGGAUAAGUGGUCAAUACAGCCACGAUCAGGUCUGAAGCCAGCUUGAUUUUCUCGUAUUUGCAGUUCAUGAGUCUUUGUUAGGCGUCCGAUAAUUAUUGAGGCUAGCAUUUUAGAUGCUAUAUUAGUCAAACCAAUCCCUCUAUGGUUGUCACAGGAUGAUUUUGACCCUUUCUUAUAUAUUGGGACAAUCAGUGAUUGUGACCAGUCAGAUGGGAUUACGUCCAACUCCCAAAUUCUAGCCAAAAUAUUGGUCAGCCUAAUCGCUAAAAUUGGACCACUAUCCUUAAAUACCUCUGGAGCCAAUCGAUUUGGACCAUCUGGUCUUCCUCGUUUCAGAUUAGCUAUAGUUUUCUGAACUUCAGCUAGAUUUGAAAGUUAACGUAGGAGGGAUAAUAGCAAUUAAAGAAGGAGAUUGAUUAUGAAUAUAGUGGUCUUGAGUGCUGUUAGAGGUCUAAGGGCAGUCAUCACUUCUCAGCUGCCCACACAGUGGAAGGGUUCUUCUGGAGGUAUCUGGAAAGGAAAUUGGGUUAAAGUUGGACCUGAGAGCGUGACUGUUGUGCCUAAGGUACAACUGCUUGAAAUCGACCACGCACAACAAUUUUUGUGUUAGCUCCGUAUUUGUUGAGACCUUAUCACCGAAGACGGACAUCCGUGGGAUAACGCGAGGUGUGUAUUUUUAGGAACGACCUUUUCUAACCCGGUCCAUCCUUGUGGGAAGGCAGCACCACUGUUAUGCUGGUUUUCUGAAUGAACCAUCAUACUGCCGUCACACCUCUGUACCGUCAGGAGUACGACUUCGCCUUCGCACCUUGGGUUUGUUGCUUUUAGUCUUACCGCUCCUCACCCGAUCUGUCUGGUAUGGUAGGACCUUGAGGGACGAUUGUUAUAGCCAGUAUAGCUCGAUUGGUUCAUCAUGAUAGGCCAUCCCGACCACCCCUUCAAGCUAGCAGCAACGGUCGGAACUAUAUGAUCACAAACUUAGAAAAGGUAACGAAAAAUGUGUACAAUUUUGAAGCUGAAAUUAGAUCAGAGGUUGACUCACUCAAUUAGUUUGGUAACUAUUUUCUGGAUUUUAAUCAAUAUUUAAAAUCUCUCACACAAUACUGAUUCAUAGUAUAAUUUUGGUUUCAGUCAUAAACCGUUCUUAUUUAAAAAAAUAGUUUUAUUCUAGGGAUUUUGACAGUACGCUUCGCUUACUCAGUACUCAGUACAAUGUGGGAGACCGAGCGAGUCUCGCAAGUUGCUGCAGAAAUGAAGAGAUGCAACCUGAAGGUGCUUGGAAUCAGUGAACUCACUGGACGCAGGUUGGACAACAAUUAGCUUCAAGAGAGCUUCUGUUGUACUCCAGUCAUGAAGAAAAAAAUGCUCCACAUACACAAGGAGUUGUAUUGAUGCCAUCAAAACAAGCACAAGAAGCGUUUAUGGGAUGGGAAUCUCAUGAACUAAGGAUCUUCAAAGCCUCCUUCAAAACACAGAAAGAGGGCAUUGCAAUGAACGUCAUCCAAUGCUAUGCGCCUACCAACGACUACAAUGAAGACGCUAAAGAUCAAUUCAACGAUAGGCUGCAGUCAAUCGUCGAGAUGUGCCCAACAAAGGACCUGACCAUUCUGAUGGGAGAUUUCAAUGACAAGGUUGGAAUGGACAACACCGGUUAUGAAGACAUCAUAGGGCGACAUGGACUGACUGGGAGAAAGGAACGAAAAUGGUGAGAGAUUUGCAAACCUAUGUGCCUUCAAUAAACUGGUCAUAGGCGGCACUUUAUUCUCACA
Messenger RNA from Schistosoma haematobium, 8477 nucleotides. Its product is annotated as Elongation factor 1-alpha 1. The transcript has 2 exons. The record is from RefSeq and is a predicted model, not a curated record. Gene Ontology annotation, biological process: translation; translational elongation. Gene Ontology annotation, molecular function: translation elongation factor activity; GTPase activity; GTP binding. Bases 123 to 1520 code for a protein of 465 amino acids. NCBI's taxonomy places the organism in Eukaryota, Metazoa, Platyhelminthes, Trematoda, Strigeidida, Schistosomatidae.